AUGCAGAUUUUCGUGAAAACCCUCACAGGUAAAACUAUUACCUUGGAAGUUGAACCAAGCGACACCAUCGACAACGUCAAGAACAAGAUUCAAGACAAAGAAGGAAUUCCCCCAGAUCAGCAACGUCUUAUCUUCGCCGGUAAGGGUUAUUUAUUGACUUUCUUAAUAUUUAGGUAUUAUUCUAAUGGUGUUUAAUUCGUUGAUCACUGCUAGCAAGUAGAUUAGCUUAAAAAGUAAAAGGAUACAAUUUUUCUUCUAAACUCUUAUUUUUGGCGUUGGUACUUUUUUGUAAGGUAAAUGACAGUUUCUAAAUUAAUAUACAUGAUAAUUUUAUUGAAAUUGUACUGUUUAAACCUGAUUUCUUUAGGAAAGCAGCUUGAGGAUGGCCGCACACUUUCCGACUACAACAUCCAGAAGGAAUCUACCCUUCACUUGGUUCUCCGUCUUCGUGGUGGUAUCAUCGAACCAUCAUUGAGAAUGUUGGCCCAGAAGUACAACUGCGACAAGCAGAUCUGCCGCAAGUGCUACGCCCGUCUCCCACCCCGUGCCACUAACUGCAGAAAGCAGAAGUGCGGACACUCCAGUGAACUUCGCCCAAAGAAGAAACUGAAGUAA
Messenger RNA from Bursaphelenchus okinawaensis, 615 nucleotides. NCBI's taxonomy places the organism in Eukaryota, Metazoa, Nematoda, Chromadorea, Rhabditida, Aphelenchoididae. The record is from the annotation of a GenBank genome assembly.